UGUGAGUGUGUGUGUGUUACAGUAGUGUGUGUGAGUGUGAGGUAUACAGUGUGGUGGUGGUGAGUUUAUUAUCGGCGGAUUUUAAAGCCGGAGUUUAACCCGCCCUGCGGGCUCUCAGCCCCCGCCCGCCGCAGGACUCAGGUAUGGAGGACAGCAGUGAUGUUGUGGUCCUGGUUCCUCACCCCAGAGAUCAGCAAGACUCAGACCAGCACCAAAAACACCAGAACCAGCACCAGCAGCAGCAGCAGCAGCAGCAGGCCGCCGACUCGCUGAUCCAGGUGAUCGAGAAGCUGAGUAAGAUCGUGGAGAAACGCCCGAGACGAUGCGCUCUCCCCGGGAAGAAGAGACCCUCCAUGACCUGCGCCUCUCUGAUCACCGUCCCCGACAGCAGAGAGGGCGGCGGGGGAGGAGCUUCCCCGUGUAAGAUCUUCAGAGAACAUGCUGAGGAGGUCCAAACGGCUGGAGAACCCGGAACCGGUACAGCUCCCCGAACAACCGUUACCUGCUACCAGUGCAGCCUGUGCCGCUUCCUCUCGCCCACGCUGACUGUGCUGAAGGAACAUCUGAAGCAGCACGACGAGCAGCACAGCGACCUCAUCCUCAUGUGCUCAGAGUGUCGCUUCACCUCCAGCCACCAGGAGGAGCUGGAGGCCCACGUGAAGCUCCACCUCCUGCAAAGAGGCGGGGCUGGGUCCAGAGGAAGCGUGCAAGGCAGAACCGGGUUUUCCGGAUCGAAACCUGAAACUGAAUGCGGGAAAACCCCGGCCUCAUCAUCAUCAACAUCAUCAUCAACAUCAUCAUCAUCAUCAGCUGCAGCACCUAAAAAGUGGUACAGCUACGACAACGGAAAGUAUCGCUGUCUGAUCUGCAGCUACGAGUGCAGACAGCAGAGAAACUUAAAAACGCAUGCCUGGAAGCAUGCCGGCUUGGUGGACUGCUCGUACCCAAUAUUUGAAGAGGAGGCAGACCAGCGUGAAGUUAGUCCUGUACUCACCCUGAGCACCAGCCCUCCCCUGUCUCUUGGUAAAGAAGACGAGAGUAUAGUGGUCUUCACGCCUGCAGAAGACAAGACAAGCCAAGCGCAUUGUCUGCACAGCGGACCAUCGGUUCAAAUGGAGCUGUGUUCACUGGAUGCGGUAAAGUGCGAUGGAAUUGUGACGGCAGCGACAGAAGCAGCAACAGCUGCAGCAGAAGAAGAAGAAGAAGAAGAAGAAAGUGCCAAGGGUCUUGAGGGACCCAUCAUUGAGAACGUUUUCUCCCUUAAAGCACCUCUGCAAGAGGAGCCGAUUGUGGAAGUUCAAGUGACCCCAGAAGCACAGAUGGAAUUAGAGCUGGAGCUGGAGACCGAAAACCAGCAGGCGAGCACGGACAGCUUGCUGUCUUCGGUUCAGAAGAUCAUCAGCUGCAGCGGCAAUGGCGCCGGACACGUUAACGUCAUUGUAGAGAGACUGCCCUGUGCCGAGGAACCAGUGGCAAGCAGGCCUCUGCUUUUGAGUCCUGAAGUAGCUGGAGAUAAGACCUUACUUGCAUCCAAAGAUGACGUAGACUUGGAUGACCAGCCCCUCCAGAGUCACUACGAAGAACCUGAGGAAGUCGUGAUCGGCUGGAACGGUGGGAACGAGAACUCUGAACAUCUGGAAGAGACAAGCGACAAAGAAGAAUCUGUCGUUUUGCCUCCAGAUGAGAAUGUACCUCCGGCUCGUAGAAGGACGCACUCGGAGUGUUUGAGACUCCACUCCUUGGCGGCGGAAGCCCUUGUGGCGAUGCCCAUGCGAGCUCCAGAGCUAGGCAAGUCCGUCGUUAAAGGAAUGGCGGGAUCUUGCCAGAUCCCAGACGCUGGCCAAAGAAUUCUUGAGCUUUCCACUGCCUCUGCUUCUCCAGGAACCAUCUCAAGUCCAUCUUCCCUGCUGAAUAUUGGCCUCACUGGAGUCCCGCAAGGUUCCAAGGAGGAAGUCCUCGCUGAAGGACCUUCCAAAGCUGGGAUUAGCAUGUCCCUGUUAACGGUUAUUGAGCGCCUGCGAGAGAGGUCCGACCAGAACGCCUCCGAUGAGGAUAUUCUGAAGGAGCUUCAGGACAAUGCCCAAAGUCAGCAUGGUGCAGGGGUUGCAGGGAUGGUGGUAGGGUCAGGGGAUGCUUCCGUCGCAGAGAGCGGGUUGGUGGAGUACAUCGCCGGAAGCGAACGGCCGUACCGAUGUCGCCUUUGCCUCUACAGCAGCGGGAACAAGGGCUACAUCAAGCAGCACUUGCGCGUCCACAGGCAGAGGCAGCCCUACCAGUGCCCGAUUUGCGAGCACGUCGCCUGUGACAGCAAGGACCUGGAGAGUCAUAUGAUCCAUCACUGCAAGACCCGCAUGUAUUCCUGCAAACAGUGCGGAGACACUUUCCACUAUAAGAGUCAGCUGAGGAACCACGAGAGGGAGCAGCACGGCCUGGGAGACGCCUCGCCGACCCUCACCGCCGCCUGCCAAACCACAGCAACCACCGACCAGCCCGACAAGAUCAGCGACGAGGCCGAGAAGAUCAUUACAGAUGAGGACUCGGUCAGUGAUCAGAAAGUGUAUAAGUGUGACGUGUGUGAUUACACCAGCUCCACCUACGUUGGGGUGAGGAACCAUCGCAGGAUUCACAAUUCUGACAAACCCUACAGGUGCUGCAACUGCGACUUCGCCACCACCAACAUGAACAGCCUGAAGAGCCACAUGAAGAAACACCCGCAGGAGCACCAGGCUGUUCACCUGCUGGAGCAGUACAGGUGUUCUCUGUGUGGCUACAUGUGCAGUCAUCCUCCAUCCCUGAAAUCCCACAUGUGGAAACACGCUGGAGAUCAGAACUACAACUAUGAGCAAGUGAACAAAGCCAUUAAUGAGGCGAUGUCCCAGAGCAGCAGGUCUCCGGUCGUGCCCGCUAAGGUUGGCGCGGGCAGCAGGGAGAAAUCUGCGCCCGGCGUGACCUGCAUGCUGCUGUUCUGCUGCUGCAUCUGCGGCUUUGAGUCCACCGUCAAGGAGAACCUGAUGGAGCACAUGAAGGAGCAUGAGGGAGACAUCAUCAGCAUCAUACUGAGCAAAGAGCAGCAGGGAGGAGAGCCUGCAGAGCCUAGUGCGGUGCAGUGAGGACCGGAGAGCAUAUACACACACAUAUAUACACACAUAUAUACACAUAUAUACACAUAUAUACCAGUCAAAAGUCUGGACACACCUUCUUAUUCAAUGUUUUUCCUCUUUAUUUCUUUAUUACAUUUAUUUUCCACAUUGUAGAUCAAUAUUAAAUACAUAAAAAAACAAUUAAGAGACACUGAAUUAAGGGAAUUAUGUAGAAAACAGUUAAAAAAAGUGUUUUUCCUCCACAUUAAUCAUCUAAUCUAAACCUAAAGAACUGAGAUGGUGAUUUGAGGUGAUUUAAUUGGGAUGAGCAGCAACUAUUGUUCAGAGAUUAAAAUACCAAGAGUGUGCAAAUCUGUCCUCAAAGAGGAGAAGAAGAAUAGCUUUAAUAUACAGCUCUGGGGGAAAAAAUGAAGAGAUCACUUCAGUUUCUGAAUCAGUUUCUCUGAUUUUGCUAUUUAUAGGUUUAUAUUUGAGUAAAAUGAACAUUGUUGUUUUAUUCUAUAAACUACAGACAACAUUUCUCCCAAAUUCUCCUAAAUAAAAAUAUUCUCAUUUAGAGCAUUUAUUUACAGAAAAUGAGAAAUGGCUGAAAUAACAAAAAAAUAAAUAAUAAUGCAAUUAAUUCAUAAAAUUUUAAGAGUUCAGAAAUCAAUAUUUGGUGGAAUAACCCUGGUUGGUUUUUAAUCACAGUUUUUUUUUUCAUGCAUCUUGGCAUCAUGUUCUCCUCCACCAGUCUUACACACUGCUUUUGGAUAACUUUAUGCUGCUUUACUCCUGGUGCAAAAAUUCAAGCAGUUCAGUUUGGUGGUUUGAUGGUUUGUGAUCAUCCAUCUUCCUCUUGAUUAUAUUCCAGAGGUUUUUAAUUUGGUAAAAUUAAAGAAACUCAUAAUUUUUAAGGGCGCUCUAUUUUUUUUUACCAGAUCUUUCUUUAAAAAGAAAGAAAACACAUUGAAUUAGAAGAGGAGAAGUGUGUCCAAACUUUUGACUGGAGCUGCACACGCAUUCACAAAAUAAAUAAAAAUCACACAAUCUCUUACAUUACAACAUUUAGAGCCAGUAACUUUUGCACAAAUUCACCUUUUCGCUCGGUGUGUUCACGCUCACAUUCAUUUUCGCCACAAUUUACAAUUUUUGCUUUAAAUUCAAGUUUUCUGUGCUUUCAAAAAGAUCCUAGAUAGAACUUUUAUUUUUGAUUAUUUCUUUUCUUUCCUUUUUUUUAUUUUACUACAACCCCAAAUUGAACAGAACAUGUUAUUAAAUAAGGAAAUAACAACAAAAUAGAUGGAUAAAAAAAGGGUUUUCCUACAUUUCUUACAUUUUUUUUUUUUUUACUUUUAUUUGAUUGCAGAUAGUAUGCACCCAAGAUAUCUCAUGUUUUAUAUGCUCAUUAACUCUUCAUUUUACUUGUUAAUAUACACCAAAUCCUGCAUUUCAAGCCUCCAACCAGUUUCAAAUACAGCAUAUAUUACAUAUACAGCAUUAACUGUAUAGAAUAUAUACAGCACAUACAUAAUCCAUAUUAUGAGAAGAAAUAACUACUCAACUAAGUAAAGAAAAAAAAUACUUUAAGACAAAAUGAAGGUCAGUAAAGUAAAGUAAAAAGAAAGUAUUCUCAUGUGCAGUCACCAGAAAGUGCAUUAAAAAAGUUACGAUGAUGGAACUGGCACUCAUCAGAAGCCGCAAGUUAACAGCUCCCCAGAUAAGAGCACCUAAAUACUUCUUCACAGAGUAUUUUGGUUUGUUUUAAACACUUUUAAGUUACUACAUGUUUCCUUAUGUGUUCCUUCAUAUUCUGAUAGAUCGCAUUACUGUUAAUUUACUAUGUAGGAAAAAAAACUAUAUGUUUAUAAAUAUAUUUAAGUUCAGCAGAUAAAACAUGAAAUAUUAUCUUGGGUUCAUACCGUCUGAUAUUAAAAAAAAAAAAGUACAAGAGUUUUCAAAACUUUAUUUUAAUUUGGGGAUAUAUUUCAUUUUUUACACAUUAUUUUCAACAAUUAAGAGUCUUUCAGGAACUUUAAGUUGGGAAGACUGAAUAUAUUUUCUAUAGGAUGGAUAUUAUAUUGGACUGAAUAAUUACAAAAAUUAAUCAUGUACUGACGUUUAUGAAUAUAUGGGUUUUCCUGAAAGGCUGAAAGUUUUUCAUACCUCAAGUCAAACUUGUUAUACACAGUAUAUAUAUAUAUAUAUAUAUAUAUACACAACAUUUAUAAUGUAGGUUAAAGGUUAGGACUUAGGAGAGGGUUAAUCAUACACAGGGCAGCUUCUUCAGUUCUGUACUUCUAUAAUAUUAUUAGUUUCUUUAUUAUUAUUAUUAUUAUUAAUAUUUAUGUUAAUUAUAUAGUUUUUUUUGUCUUGUUAAAGUUUGGAAGGAAAUUGCAGAUCGAGGGGUUUUGCCUUUUUUGUUUUUGUAGUCGAUAUAUACAUAUAAAUAUAUAUUUAUCGUUUUAAUUUAUAUAUAUUUUUUGCAUGUACCCUUCCGUUAUGUCCACGCAAAGGAGGCGAUUUCGCUCUGAAUCUGUUCUUUGGUGCUACCGACUCUUAUCUUGAAUGAAGAGUCACUUUUGGGGAAUGUAUCUUAAACCUUUAGAUAAGCCAGUAGGAGAAAGUCUCUGUUUUUUUUUUUAUUUUUUAGUGUUUAUUUACUAUAUAAAAGUAUAAAAGCACAAGUUUAAAAGUGUCAUCAAACAUUCUAAUGGUAAAACCGGUCCAAAAAUCAGAAAAAUAUAAAAAAAAUAUAUAUUAUUAAAAAAUCAAUAAUAAUAUGAAGAAGAUCCUGCAGCGUAAACCAAGUGUGCCGUUAUAUUUUAUCAUGGAAGAAUUACUACUCACCACUGUAAUAUUAAUGGGGAAGUUCACAAGUAAAAAAAUAUAGGAAUUCAACCAUAUAUCUUCUUUAUCUACAAUUUUAAGCAGCUACAAAAACAUUUAAAAGUCAUUUAAGUGAGAAAACACAGUACAGGAAAACGUCUGGCUGACCCACAUGGAAACAACAGCUUUAGCCUUUAGCUCAGAUUAACAUUGACAGGUGAAUAAAAAUAAAUAAAUAAAUAAAAAAUUAAAAAUAUAUAAAAGCAGCUUGUCUGGGUCAUACAUCACUUCAGCUGCUGGACUACUAAACAAUAGGGGUGUUCUAAAACUUUUGACUGGUAGUAUAUACAGUAUAUACACAUAUUUCCUUCUAUUAUUCUGCUGGUUUGACUUCACGAGGUCAGAUUUUAAGAAAAACUGCCCCAAUCUUAAAUAUAAUUUAAAUAUAAUCUUAUACAAGUUACGUUUAUUAAAACAUUAAAGGCUAAGCAGGUAAAAGUCUUUUAAAAAAGGCAUAAAUCUGAUUUAUUUUAGACUGUUUACAUUAUUAAUCUUUUUAACGUGACUCUUAUAUCUGACAUCUCUGAACAGUUCACGCUUAGUAAGUGGCAUGCAUGCACAACAGAGCAGUGCUUCACGUUAAGUUUCACUUUAACCCUUAUAAGCCAGAAUUCUAGAGCUAUGAAUGAGUUCAGACUGCAGCUGAAAGAGCUUCGCACCGAUAAUAAUUGCUCUCAAGCUCACAGUAAAAAGAUGCCUCAUUUGUCCACAAACAGAUUUGUAUUAUUUUUAUAUAUUUUUGUAUAUUGAAGCUUCAGCCGCAAUUUGUAGUCAACAGAUUUUUGAGCCAAUUCAUUAAGAACACCUCACCUGCCUGCAAUGUGAGCCUUCUAAUAUUAUUAGAAGCUCUUAUUCACUGCUGCUGUCCAUUUUCACACAAACGUCACACUUAUGUCGUCAAAUACGACUUAAAAAUUCAGAUUUGGUCCACAAUUAUCUAAAGUUAUCAAAUAUAAAGGAUGGGAUGGUCAAAUAGGAGAAUAGAAGGGCUGCGAAACUAUGAUAAACAGCAAACUAUAACCUCCAUUUUUGCUAAGCUUUUAUUUUACUAAACCGAUCAGCACUUUAGGGACCGUAGGAAAAAUACCAAACAAAGAAAUAAAUGAUAAAUAUAAAAUAAAUGUGUAAAGAAAUAAAUAAAAUAUAUUUUUAAUGUACAUUUCUUUGAAUUUUUCCGCUGGUUUGACGUAACUGAAGCCAAAAUCCAGCCUUGCUCACAUAUCUCAAGUGCUGAGUGAUGUUUUAGGGAGCGUGGGGAAAAAUACCGGACAAAAUAAAUAAUUAAUAAAUCAUAUAAUCAUUCUCAGAAUGUGAAAUCACGAUGUCAAACCAACGAUAAAAUAUAUAUGUGAACAUUUCUUUGUAUUGACAUAACUGAAGCCCCCACUCAUCGCUGUUGUCCAUUUUCCCGUCUGCUCAAACAUACAUUUUCUGUCUACUCAACACCUUUUUUUUAUUUUUUCCUUCUUUUUGAUGUAAAAGCCGCUUUAACUCUGAUCUGGCCGUCCAGAAAGAGUGACAUUGACUCAAAUCAGAUAUGUACCCCAUCAGUUUUCAAUGCCACAUGUAGAAGUGACCCAAAUUCUAAUAGAAAAUGUCUUGGUGUGUUUUUUGAUGUUUCCAGUAGGGGUGGGCUGCGAUAUGGCCCUAAAAUAAUAUCACGAUACUUCAUGGUAUUUUUGUGAUAACGAUACUCUUUUUUAAAAAAUAUUUUAAAAAUACACUAUACACUGCAAGAAAAAAAAAUAUACAUUUUAUUAUUACAUACAAUAUAAUACUGCACAUCCCUAAGUGAUAUAUUAAAAAAUACAAGAAUUUUAUCAGAUUUGCAACAAAGGUCAAUUAUCCAGAAAGUUAUGAUACUAAUAAUAAUGCACUCCAAAUAUCUCCAUAUAUCCAGGAUUAAAGUAAAAUAAAUGAUACUGGACAGAUAUAAUCUGUCUCUAGUAGAUAUAUAAUGGGAAAUGGGAUGGGUGAUAUGGCACGAUAUUUUAGGGUAUAAUAUCGUUCACGAUAUUUUAAAAAAAAUGACGAUAUUAUCGUGUACGAUACGAUAUGGCGCACCCCUAGUUUCCAGCACUGAGCCACACUUUAGGGAGCGUGGGAAAAAUACUGGACUAAAUGAAUAAUGAAAAAAUCUUAUAAACUUUCUCAAAAUGUGACCAUGUGAUGUCAAACCAGCGCUAAUAUAUAUAUUUUUGUACAUUUUUAAGUAAAUUACAGGAAAGAUGGUCAACUAUAAAGAAUAGGAGAGUCGUGAAUUAGUAAGUAGCUCAGGUGAGGUCUGAUCAGGUGAGCUCAUCACCGCAGGUAAUAAAUGCAGAUGUCUGUGUUUUGAAGUGAGCUUUUAUUUUCUCUCUAAUGCUGUAAUUUGUGUUGAAUGUUGUGUUUAAAAGGCUGUUUUUCUAUCAGCACAGCCUUCAGUUCCCUCCAGCAGCGGAGCUUUGUCUCCACAGCUCUUCUGACAGGCCGUAUUGUUCAGAGCGCGGCGUGUUGAUGGGGAAACUGCACACCUUCCUGUGUUUUAUUCACUGAAAAACUGAAAAAUACGUCUUUAUAUAAAAAUAAUGCCACUCAUAACCUCCCUAGGUUUAAAAAGAAGCAUGCAGAGAGGUCCAAAAAUCUCAAAUUAACCUUUUAUCAGAAUUUAAAACAGAACAAAAGAUAAAUGUUUCAGUUUUUCUCUGGUUUUCAUAAGGAUUUUUACUUUUUUAACCAUUAAAUACAAAUUAAAUGUUCAUUUUUAAUAAACAUGCCGACAACGUGAUUGGGAGAUGGCUUGUUUGAACCCAAAACAGAACAAAAGAUAAAUAUUUUAGCUUUUCUAGCUUUUCUUCUUGUGUUUUUUUUAUUUUAUUAAUUUUCAUACUUUUUUCACCACUGAAUUAAAUUACAUUAAAUAGCCUAUAUAUUA
Astyanax mexicanus (Mexican tetra) is the source of this 8883-nucleotide messenger RNA. RefSeq names its product zinc finger protein 507 (gene znf507). The coding region runs from base 144 to 3110 and encodes 988 amino acids. NCBI's taxonomy places the organism in Eukaryota, Metazoa, Chordata, Actinopteri, Characiformes, Acestrorhamphidae. The record is from RefSeq and is a predicted model, not a curated record. The transcript has 8 exons. Gene Ontology annotation, biological process: regulation of gene expression. Gene Ontology annotation, cellular component: nucleus.